GAGAGCCGCGGUUAAAGGUCGAUGACGAUGCAACGGGUUCAAGAUCAGGACAAUGGAAUCAACAUUAAGUUCGGCCCGAGCAAACCCCGGAAGGGCGACUACAGACUGGUGUCGCAGACCUCCAACAAUCAAGAUCGUCACAAUGGGACCAAUAAAUCAGAGAACAAUGAGAAGAAAGAGGAGGAGUUAGUCCCACCGGACGGAGGCUGGGGAUGGCUGAUACUCCUGGCUGCCGUCAUGGUCAACCUUCUCAUCCCCGGCACUAUCAAGUCUUUCGGGGUAUUGUUCGUCGAAUUCCUUGACGUAUUUGAUGCAUCACCAGCGGCAGCUGCAUGGAUACCGUCGCUUUGUUACUUCCUAUACAGUUCGCUGGGCCCACUUUCUAGUGUACUUUCGGUCAAGUAUUCCUAUCGUACGGUAACUUUAAUAGGAGGGACGUUUGCCGCGGCGGGGAUGAUGUUGAGUUAUUUUGCGAACUCUGUGGCCUUUCUAUGCGUUAGUUAUGGUGUAUUCGUAGGUACGGGUGCUGGAUUAGCAUUUCCUCCAACUGUAUAUAUUGUGACAUCUUAUUUUGUACGGUUUCGAGGACUUGCCAACGGGCUUUGCAUAUCUGGCAGUGCGUUAGGUUCAAUAUUUCUUCCGCCCGUUCUGGGUUUUCUUUUACGAGAAUAUGGUUACAGAGGAGCAGUAUUAAUAAUGGGUGCUGUCACGCUAAAUGUCUGGGCGAGUGCGCUCCUGUACCACCCGGUAGAAUGGCACUUAGUGCCAGCUCGGCCUCCAGACGAUAGCGAGGCGCAUGAUAAUGGAGAGACUAUGUCGGUGACUGUUACUAGCAGUCCUGAGCAAGCGACAGAAAAGAGCAACAGUCAGCUGGCAUCAUUGAGCAACUCGACGAAUGAAAAGGCCGCACCGAUUGUGCCGAAGAGCGCAUCGAGCGUUGCCUUGGAAUAUUAUAAGAACACACCAGUGCAAAGUCGCACGCGAAAGAUCAGUAUGCCCACCGGACGCGAGAUCAGUGGACAGAUGCACAGCACGCCGACAUUGCACGCUGUGCCAGAGCGCGGUGGUGUCAUGGUCGAAUCCGCCAAAUAUGUCAGGACGCCGAGGUCACCGCUGCACUCACCUAGCACGUCGUCUUUCAAUUACGUCAGUACGCCGUAUCACGGUAGUACACUGUCGGUUCUGCACCCGGAACGUGCGUCCACGUUGACAUUGAACGCUAUCUCCAGCACGUUUACCAGGAAGUCGAUUAGCGAGCAGAAGCGACGCGAGCACGACGAGAAGGAUCAACAGAAUAAAUUCUUCGAUUUCAGCUUGCUCAAAGAUCCCAUCUAUCUCGUCAUCCUCAUCUCCAAUUCCACCAAUGCCAUCAGCUAUACUAAUUUCAUCAUUUUGUUGCCAGCCUAUGCUAUUUCUCUAGGUUUCGACAAUUGGGACGCAUCGUUGUUACUGUCGAUCGUCUCCAUGCUCGACUUGGUAGGUCGUAUCGGCGGCUCCGCUCUCUCCGACAUCAAGAUCAUGCCCAAACAUUGGUACUUCGUUGGCGGUCUGCUCGCCUCCGGGAUCUCUUUGGCCAUCAUGCCCACUUCCAACACGUAUACCAUGCUGUCUGUUUAUUGCUCCUUCUUUGGUCUCGCGUCCGGCAUCUACGUCGGCAUCACGGCCGUAAUCAUGGCUGAUAUGCUGGGCACAGAGAAACUCACCUCGUCCUAUGGCAUCUCGUUGUUCGUCAACGGUGUCAUUCAAUUGGUGGGACCGCCAAUUUGUGGUAUAGUGUUCGAGCAGAUCGGUAGCUACGGACCAAUCUUCAGUAUACUAGGUAUCAUUCUAGUGUUCGGCUCAUCUCUUUGGAUCAUGGUGCCGUUCAUCCGGAAGAGACAGGCAACGUUGGAAAAGCCCGUCAGGAUAGAUAAAAUAUAAUAGACCAAAUAAACAAAAUAAAGUAUAGACGUCUGUCUUUGUUAGUAUCUGAAAAUCAUAGUCUUUUCAUUUUACAUAUUCGAAUUUAAGUUUUGGGAUAAUCGUGUAUCGUAAACAUAUACACGCGAGCGAGAUAAUUAUCCCAAGUUUACGAAUUUUAAAAUAUAAAAUUAAAUAUAAAAUAUAAAAUUAUGAAAAAGAAGAUGAAUAAACCGUCGAAUCGCGUGCGACUCAACAUUGUGCGGGGACACGUACGAGCUUAAUUAUGCGGUCAUUUAGUCGUGUAAGUAGCGUAUAUUUAAGUAUGUAAAAAAGAGAGAAUGAGAGAGAGUGAUCGAAUAUUAUAAUAUAAUAUUAAACUGUGAUGUUAGCACGAGUGUCAUGUAUUACAUUGACAAGUUUUCGGACCGAGCGAGUUAUAACGAAAGGAAGUGUCGAAGUUUCGCUUAGUCCGACUUACACACGGAACUGUCUACGAUAAUUAAUUGCAGAAUAAUUAUUGAUUGUAAUAAUUAUCAUUUAUCGCCAAGGUGCGGUAAAUGUGGGGAAAAAAUCUUAUCAUAAUAUCAAGCAUUUUUUUGUCUGUUGUCUUCAGAAAUUAGUUGAUGUUUGUACACAAGUAAUUAAUUCGUAUAAAACGUUUAUUUUG
Molecule: messenger RNA, 2569 nt
Organism: Trachymyrmex septentrionalis
Lineage: Eukaryota; Metazoa; Arthropoda; Insecta; Hymenoptera; Formicidae
Gene: hrm
Product: monocarboxylate transporter 9
Exons: 5
Coding region: 22-1920 (632 amino acids)
Biological process (GO): transmembrane transport; monocarboxylic acid transport
Molecular function (GO): monocarboxylic acid transmembrane transporter activity
Source: RefSeq, a predicted model, not a curated record